This is a messenger RNA of Monopterus albus (swamp eel), 3318 nucleotides long. It is a transcript of the gene rnf6, whose product is annotated as ring finger protein (C3H2C3 type) 6. Gene Ontology annotation, biological process: protein ubiquitination; positive regulation of DNA-templated transcription; ubiquitin-dependent protein catabolic process. Gene Ontology annotation, molecular function: ubiquitin protein ligase activity. Lineage: Eukaryota; Metazoa; Chordata; Actinopteri; Synbranchiformes; Synbranchidae. The record is from RefSeq and is a predicted model, not a curated record. Gene Ontology annotation, cellular component: nucleus. Bases 189 to 2237 code for a protein of 682 amino acids. The transcript is spliced from 4 exons.
UAGCGAAAGAAUUGAGCAUUUAUUCACAUUUAAUUUACAUGAAUUUAUGGCGCAAGUCGUUUGGCUCAACUUCAACAAGAUUACUGUAGCCUUACUCAGUCUGUUGUUGCCGGUGGAGUCUUUAGAUAGAAAAUUGAUGGCGCUGUUUGUUGUCCUUGACUAACGUUAAAGAUUAGUCAGCACUUUUCAUGGUGAUGGACCCUCCUGGUGGGGGAGAUGAACGGCGGAGGCAGGCAGAGCGUCUUCGAAGGGAAGAGGCAUACUAUCACUUCAUCAAUGAACUGAGUGAAGAGGAGUACCGCCUAAUGAGAGACAGUAAUCUGCUGGGCACCCCUGGGGAGGUGACUGCCGAGGAGCUACGGCAGCGUCUUGAUGGAGCAAAAGAACGGGUUUCAUCUCAGCCCCGUACUGAGCAGCACUUGCAGAGUGUUGAUUCCGGAGAGCAGCAAAAUAGUAGCACAGAUGGAGAGGAGAGAGAGGCUGGAGGGAGACGAGGGGCAGGGGAUACAGAGUCUGGAGCAGAAACUUCUAAUGGUGAUUCACUGCUGGAGUGGCUGAACACUUUCAGGCGCACUGGUAAUGCUACUCGCAGUGGACAGAGUGGCAAUCAGACAUGGCGUGCCGUCAGCCGUACCAACCCUAACAGUGGAGAGUUCCGCUUUAGCCUGGAGAUCAACAUUAACCACGAUCAGCCAGAGCCAGGAGAGCAUAAUGACACUGUGGACACUGCAGAGCUGCCAGUGACUGGGCCAGACUCAAGUCCACCCACUUCACGGAGGAGGGCAGCAACACGGCGCAGGCGCAGAAGCACAACCACUCCUUCUGUGAGCCCCCCUGCAUUGCCUCCACCAGUGCCACCCUCAGCUGCUGGCCAGAGGAGAGGUUCCACUUUGCACUCUAUAGCACCACUUCACACUGUUCCCAGCCCUACUCUUGAUCAAACUGCACCAUUGCAACUUCAAGCCCUAAAUGCAGAAGUGGAUCAGGGUCGUGAUGAGAUGUUUGCUUCUAUUGACUGUCCCCGUGUAUCACCCCAGUCUAGGCCUCAGGACCCAACAGUUGAACAUGUAUCACGCAGGAGUAGAACUCGAUCGCGUGGUUUUGUGCGCAGGGCUAUAACAGGCAGUUGGGUUUCACCCCGCAUGUUAAGGCGAAGCCGUUCCCCCUUGCACAGAAUACCUGUUGCCAGUACCACUACACCAUCUGGCAGUGGUAUUAGUGGCUCUGUUGUCCAGAAUGUUGAGCCAGGCAGUGGGAUGAGCUCUGUGGCCCAACCUGCAACUUUAACGGAGACAGCAGAACGUGAGACUGAAUCACAUGUAACAGGAGCAGGAAGUUCAGCAGUCCGACGUCACCCAACUAUCAUGUUGGACCUGCAAGUGAGAAGGAUUCGACCUGGUGAAAACCGUGAUCGGGACAGUAUUGCCAGUAGAACACGUUCACGUGCCCGAGUUGCAGAGAAUACUGUCACAUUUGAAAGUGACAGUGGUGGAUUUAGACGCACCAUCUCCCGCUCUGAGCGAGCUGGGAUCCGCACUUAUGUGAGUACUAUCCGGAUUCCACUGAGACGCAUCAGUGAGACUGGACUUGGGGAGCCCAACUCCAAUGCCCUGCGUUCCAUCUUGCGCCAGAUCAUGACUGGAUUUGGGGAGUUGAGCUCCCUAAUGGAGACGGAGGCAGAUUCUGAAAAUGUUGUACCUAACCACACAGAUGCUAGUGUCACAAACAGUGACACCAGCCAAGACGGUCGUCUGCAUACGGUUGAGGGCACAACUGGUCAGGUUGGUAUAGGUGGAGUAGGCCAGGAGAGACUAAGGUUGGUGGGAAGUGAGGAGGACCAGGGUGGGCAGGCCAGGUCUGGAGGAGGGGUAGUGAGCACUACCGAGGGACAGGCCACCAGCAGAGACACCAACAACCUGGUAGAAAAUGGUACUCUACCCAUUCUGCGGCUGGCACAUUUCUUUUUGCUUAAUGAUGAGGAAGAUAACGAACAUCCUAGGGGCCUGACUAGAGAGCAAAUUGACAAUCUAUCAACACGUAUUUAUGGUCAAACCAACCUGGAGGGGGAGAUGAGUCGUGCGUGCAGCGUCUGCAUCAAUGAGUAUGCCCAGGGCAACAAGCUGCGCCGUCUGCCCUGCUCUCAUGAAUUCCACAUCCACUGCAUUGACCGCUGGCUCUCUGAAAACAACACCUGCCCCAUCUGCAGGCAGCCCAUACUUGCAGUGCAUCAUGAUUGACCUAUUUGCUCACAAACACAACUACAAUGUUGCAGGCUGGCUGAACAGAGCAGAUCCAAGUGGGCUUUGCAUGUACAUAGCUCUUUCAUGGUUUUGCCUCUUUGAAGCUAUAAAUUGCGUUAAAGGUAAAGAAUGUUGCACCAAAAUGGGAAAGAAAAUAAAUGCAUCAAUGCAAACAUUUAACAGGUUUAUUUUUUUUUUUUAGACUUUGGUUUCAGUAACUUAUGUUUUUUUUCUUCUUUUUACCUGUUUUGAUGGUCACAGCGCUUUAGAGGCCCCCUUCAAUGGACAACAUUAAAUGAUAAUGUCAGUCAUUUUUAUUUUUUGGGAGGGUAUCUUCCAAAUAUUCCAUACAGAGACUAAAACCAACAAUAGAUUUUGUGUACUCACCAUAAUAUCUGUGAAUUCACACCCUGGUUUAGCUUAUUCUUCUGUGCCAUAGACCUCCAUUGUUGUCCAGAAUCGCUGACAUUGUCCUUUAAUGCUUAAGGAACUCCUGUAGCCACUACUGAUUAGUCUCAAUUUAACUCUUUAUUGUCAGAUACAUGUGGAGUCUUUGUCACAAAUGGACUACACAAAUUACUUCUAGACUUGAUUUAUUCGGUAUAAGCUGUAAAUAAGUCACCAAUGCUUGUAUCUAAGGGUUUUGAAGAAAGAUGCUCCUUACAUCCCAGGAAUCCUCCAGUUUCUUUUAACAUUCACCACUUUAAAGUGUUCAUUUACAGUUCAUCAAGAAAUCUAUCAUUUACUCAGCUGUGUAUGAGCAAUCUACUUUGAAAUAUGUUUUAUUCUGCACAUCUAGUAAUAUUUGCUUAAGCCCCAUACACCUGUUCCAUUCAGAUCACGAUACAAAGUUCAUCCUUAAAAGUACCCACCAUCAUGAGCAACACUGAAAUCAUUAGCCUCGCCUAUAUGAACAGCACAAUUCAAAUGUAAUGCAGAAGGUAUGUGAUAAUCAAUUCAAUUUAUCACAGAGUUGUGCGGUGUGGAGAGAAAAGAUGGUAUUGCUUAAUGUUGGUCUUCAUUGUUGUUUACAUUAGUUGCGCCCAAUUAUCGUGUCUAUUAAAAGCCCUGAAAUCAG